AGAAUUUACAGGUGCUGGCUUUGUGGUGUAAUCUCGAACGGCAUUUCGUUGUCCUGCCGUGGUUUAAUUUGAAAUAGUUAAUUUUUGUGCAGGAGUUUAUACAAAUGUCUAUAUAAUUUCGUUAUUAAAUUGUGGAAUUAUACGCGAGGAAGCGUAUGAAUCAAUAAAAAUAAUCGAGGAGCCGCUAAAUUUAUUCGACGUAGUCUGCUGUUUGUAAAGCAGUCGAAGUUUACUUAAGUCUUCUGUAUACGCACUAUUUGUGAUAAAAAACAAUACGGUAGAAUAUUUUUGUGCAGUGCAGUGUGACGGAAGCAACGUGUUCAGAUAUGAAUGAUUCGCAACAAGCAUCAUGUUCGCAAAAGCUGACUUCCACAAAUUCAAGCGAGAGCAAUAGUGUCUCGAAUCCGCCGAUGCUCAACCCUGAAGAAGCAGAGGAAGAUCGCAAGCAUAUGCAAAAGAUCAUAGCAGCUUUACGCUAUUAUCAAAAAUAUUGCUAUGCGCGCGUCAAUAAGACUGAAAGCUACCUCAACAGUCUUCCUAAACGUCAUCAGGAUAUGUUGGUAAAGUACCGCAAUCAUUUACGUGUUAUAAGAGACUGCAUCGAUGAGAAUCAAAAGGUUAUCAAGAAAAUGCUGCGAGAUAAUGUCGGAUUUAUGGAUAUGGGCGGAUCUGAACAGAUGUACGUGGCACAACAGGAUAGCGAUGGGCAUGUGACCAAAAUUAGACAUCAAGAUAUGGAACACGCAACAGAGCAAGCUGAUGUUGAACCUUUUAAAAUUUUAAAGGCUCAAUCGACAUUAAAGUUAAUCGCACGCGAUUGGAGUUCAUCCUGCGCCGAAGAACGUGAGCAAUCGUACAAACCGAUUAUCGAUGCAGUUGAGGAAUUUUUUAAACCUGACGAAUAUGCACUUAAUGAAGUGAAAAUUCUUGUACCUGGAGCUGGUCUCGGACGUUUAACCUAUGAGCUUGCCUGUCGUGGCUAUGAAUGUGAGGGCAAUGAAUUUUCCUAUUUUAUGCUAAUUGCCUCAUAUUUUGUAUUGAAUCUAUGCACUGAGGCAAAUAAGUACACACUAUAUCCCUGGGUACAUCAAUAUGUAAAUAAUCUACGUAUGGCAGAUCAAGUGGCUCCUAUACGGUUUCCCGACAUUUGCCCAGCCAAAAAUCCACCCAAAGGCAACAUAAUGAUAGCAGCGGGAGAUUUUUUGGAGGUCUACAAAACGCCAAACAGCUAUGAUUGUGUCGCGACAAGCUUCUUUAUCGACUGCGCCAAUAAUAUUGUGGACUUUAUUGAAACUAUUUUUAGAAUAUUGAAGCCAGGUGGUAUUUGGGUGAACUUGGGUCCACUACUCUAUCACUUCAGCGAUAUUCAGGGUGAGAACAGCAUCGAGCCUUCUUUCGAAAAUUUGGAGCUGAUCAUAAAAAUGGUUGGCUUUGAAUUCCUCCGCAGCCAAACAGGCGUGCGCACUAAGUACGCCCAAAACCCACAAUCUAUGCUAAAAAGUGAAUACGAGAGUUUGUUUUGGAUUUGCCGAAAACCUGAGAGCGCUAUUAACAGCACUGACAAUUUAUCCCAUUGCGAUGAUGAAGCAGAUGAGUUGGUGGGUGGCGGUGGCAGUAGUCGCAGUAACAGUCACUAUGAAGAUACCUACAGCAACGGCUAUAGAAAUGCCUACCAGCAUCAAUAGUAUUGACAUCAGUUGAAACAGUUGCUUAGGCUAAGGCGGUGACGGUUGAGGAGACGACAAAAGAAGCGAGGUAUCACCUCACUUGAGAAUUAGUAAUUAGUUAUUUUGAAAUUAUAGGUGUUUUAACAAACAUACAUAAUGAAUUUUUUUUUUACAACCCAGUACGCAUAUGCAAAUAUGUAUGACUAUAUGCUUAUACAAGCACAACUGGCCUGAUGACAACAACGUUGCAUAGACAAAAAGCUCUCUUGAAAGAUGGAAAUGUAUCCAAGUUUGAAUUUUGAAUAGAAGCCAUAUGAAAUUGAAUUCUUGCACAUGAAAUAUAUAUUUUUAAGUUUAUUCAAAACACUGCAACAACAAAUCACUAUGCUAAGGAAAAGUUUGUAGGUAUUUAAGCAAAGUAUUAUCAAGAUCAAAAAAUGUUUGAGAUUCUAUUUGACAAAUUAGUGCCGAAAGCAAGUUACGAGACACAUAUUUAUAGAAAAUAAUGAAAUAUACAUACAUUUUAAUUGUAUUGCAA
Messenger RNA from Anastrepha obliqua, 2205 nucleotides. Its product is annotated as carnosine N-methyltransferase. Lineage: Eukaryota; Metazoa; Arthropoda; Insecta; Diptera; Tephritidae. Gene Ontology annotation, molecular function: S-adenosylmethionine-dependent methyltransferase activity. Bases 327 to 1685 code for a protein of 452 amino acids. The transcript is spliced from 7 exons. The record is from RefSeq and is a predicted model, not a curated record.